This is a messenger RNA of Cydia strobilella, 698 nucleotides long. RefSeq names its product zinc finger protein 593 homolog. The record is from RefSeq and is a predicted model, not a curated record. The coding region runs from base 90 to 539 and encodes 149 amino acids. Lineage: Eukaryota; Metazoa; Arthropoda; Insecta; Lepidoptera; Tortricidae. The transcript has 2 exons. Gene Ontology annotation, molecular function: nucleic acid binding; zinc ion binding.
ACACUGGACAGAACAGAAACAUAUUAUGACAGCUACAAAGCUACAUAGCGAUUUAGUUUUGAAUUGUUUUCCCCUUUCCCUGUUUUAUCAUGACAUACAAGCGUAAAAAGUACCACCAUGGUGAUACUCAUUUAAAAAAGCGCUGGAGAGUCAGAAAUCGGAAGAAGGAUCUCGAUCAGAUCGACGACGACAUCAAAGAGGAGAAUGCUGAUAAAUUAUUGAAUCAGGACGUGGAUUUGGAUCUCCCUGGUGCAGCGCAACACUACUGCCUUCAUUGUUCACGGUAUUUUAUCGAUGAUAAGGCGUUGGCUGAACAUUUCAAGACGAAAGUUCACAAACGAAGGUUGAAGGCUUUAGAACUCCAGCCUUAUACAAUUGAAGACUCUGAGCGAGCGGCCGGUCACGGUAACUUCGUACAGCCAGUAAAAAGGAAAAUUACAUCACAGAACACUGAUAAGGCGGUCGACGAAGAUGGUGACGCAGUGUUAGACGACGUUAGUCCGAAUAAAAAGAAAAAAGUUGACGAAAAUGCUACGUAAGAAUAUUGAAUUUAUGUCUCGUAAAGUUUUUAGUUGUAAGAAGUUGUUAGUGAGGAAGUCUGCAUUAUUUACAAAUGGCCCAAAAGCAAGCGAGACAUUUGUCUUGGUGACUCCUUAUGUUGAUAUACCAGAACUGAUCAAACAAAAGUCUGUAAUACA